AAACAAACAGGUAGCACCAGUAAACCCCUUGUGGUCUUGGUAGCCUUGUCCCCGCGCUGCCCUGCUUGCAAUCGUUGGAGACUUUCUACAAACCUUGAGCCCCAAGCUUACAUAUUUGUUACAUCUAGCGUAAAUAAUGAUGAUGGCACAACCCAUGCGCAGCACGCUACGGCCUGGCCAGCGACGCGCAGCUGCAGGACCUGUGGCGCGCCAGCCGCUGCCGGUGACGUUUCGGCGCACGCUGCACCUCAACGCUGCCACAGAGGAUCCACAGGGAACCUCGUCUUCCAGCUCAACGCCAUCAACCAACGCCCCGUCAUCGCCAUCCGCGCCGGACACGGCGCCGGCCCCAAGCGGCGGCACCCCGGGCCAGGGCCCCAACGGAGAGAACUUCCAGUUUGCAGUGGACAAUGAGGGCAACGUGAAGUUCCCCAAGGACGUGAUCGACAAGCUCAAGACGCAAGUGUUCGGCUUUGACACGUUUUGGGUGACGAGUGUGGACAACUAUGGCCACGACGGGGCAGUGUUCAAGGGCAAUGUGCGCGGUCGCGACCCGGCCGUCAGCUACCAGAAGAUGAGGGACAGGCUGCAGACGGCCUUCAACGGCGCCUAUGAGCUGUUCCUUCUGGAGGACAAGGAGGAGAAGCCCACCGUGGUGGUCAUGCCGCAGGGUCGUGGCCUGGACACGCAAAUCAGCCGCUUCACCGAGAUCUGGCUGGCUGCGCUGUUCGCUCUGGCCACCGGCGUCACCACCUUCAACUCGGCGGGCGUGCCGCUGCUCGAGUUUUUCAUUGCGCCCUUCUCCACCAUCGUCACGCAGCAGGACUUCGUCGAUGCGCUGCCAGGCGUGCUCGCAUUCUUCUUCGCGCUAGGCUCCCACGACUUCGGCCACUACCAGGCCGCCAAGCGCCAGGGCCUGGAGCUGUAUCUGCCCUUCUACAUCCCCGCCGGCUUCGGACUGCUGGGCAGCUUUGGCAGCAUCACCCGGGUGCGCAACUUCGUGCCCAACCGCGAGGCGCUGUUGGACCUGGCCGUCAGCGGGCCGCUGCUGGGGACCGCUGUGUCGGGCUCCAUGCUGCUGCUAGGCUUCCUGCUGACCGCCGCCGGCUUGACCAACAUUGGCGUGGACACCCCGGCGUUUGCUGACAGCACACUGGUGGCGCUGCUGGCCGGUGUGUUCGUGGGGCCGGACGGCCUCUCACAGCCCGUCACAGAGGUGAACUUCCUAGUGCUGGCGGGCUGGGCCGGCCUGAUCGCCAACGCGCUGCAGCUCAUCCCCGCCGGCGAGCUCGACGGAGCCAAGAUGGUGCUGGGCUGCUGGGGCCGCCGCGCAGGCAGCGCCGUGUCGGUGUUCACCACCGGCGCCCUGGGCUUCAGCGCCAUCACUGGCAAUGCGCUGUCCUUCUACUGGGUGCUGCUGGUGCUGUUCCUGCAGCGGGGGCCCAUCACGCCCUGCUUCGAAGAGCUGUCAGCGCCGAAGAACGAGAGCAACCGCAAGGCAGCGCUAGCGCUGCUGGUGUUCUCGCUGGUGGUGUUGGUGCCCUUCCCCAUCGAGGUGGCCUAUGCCAUUCUGCAGCUGCAGCAGCCGGGCUUCAUCGUGCCGCAGUCCUUCCCCACGGACCUGCUGGGGCCUUAAGCAGCUAGGGCUACUUGAGGGCUACUGAAGAGCUACAAGAGGGCUACUGUGGAGCUGCAGGGCGCUAACGGCCAUGAGAGUUGGGGCGAGCAUAAGGGAUGGUGAGUAGAAGCUUGCAUGUGAAGUGUUGUGAGUUGGUGGAGUGCUGAGCUUUGAUGGUGGGUACACAGGUGCCGGACAGGGUGCAUGGGCUUGAAUGUGGAAUGAGUGUGUGGCAUUAUGUCCGCUUCGUGGAUUCUUCGGUCGUCCGCAGGCAGUGGCACACAGAGCGUGCUGGUUCAGUGAGAUGGUCAGUGAGUAACUCUGCUGGAUGUGAAUCGCAUACCAGGUUACCGUACAUGUGCACCGUGACGUGUGUAUGAAACAGACCAUCAACAUGAUGUGAAGGCUGAGAUAAGGGGCCGGGAGUGCGUCUGCGGCGCAGUGCAGUGAGAGUGGCAACUAGCGAGGCCAAGUUUGACGGGUGUUUCGAGUGCUGAUGUUUAAGAAGGGAAACUCAAGGCGUUAACCCGGGAGAUGCAGAGCGUUGCGGGGGGGGGGGGGGGUACGCAAUGGGCAUGGAUGGCAAGGUGGCGGGUUGCUGGGCCGCGUGGCACAUCAGCAGUAGUCAGCGGCGUUGGCACGACUUCCAAUUGUUUUCAUACUAACACACAACACUGUAUGCAAGAAUGUUGAACUUUGCAUCGAUGCCUCAGUCUUUCGAUGUCUUAGUCGAGGUGCCCUGACAAUACAAGUAGUUGGGAGUGCAGGAGAAUGACAGGAAUGAGCAUUGAAGAAGUUCUUAGCGCCCGCGCGACUGCGCGGCGCAUGAAAGAGCAGUAUGCGGGCACGCUCGGCGUGCACACAGGCCCUGGACUUCGAAGACUGUAAGUUUUGCAUGGG
This is a messenger RNA of Chlamydomonas reinhardtii, 2518 nucleotides long. RefSeq lists its product as uncharacterized. The coding region runs from base 137 to 1636 and encodes 499 amino acids. Gene Ontology annotation, biological process: proteolysis. Lineage: Eukaryota; Viridiplantae; Chlorophyta; Chlorophyceae; Chlamydomonadales; Chlamydomonadaceae. The transcript has 17 exons. The record is from RefSeq and is a predicted model, not a curated record.